AGGUUGGUCGUCCAGCAGUCGCCUACUUCUUACAGAUUAAAACGAUUUCCCGCCGAAUCGUCACGAUCACAUCCAACUUGGGGAAAAGCGCCUGAACGUCGCUUCAGUGUUUCAGAACGCUGGGUAAACCCUAGAUUCAAGCCCAGAAAUCUUUAGUGUUGUUCUUCUAUUUCUUCCGUCGUCGUCUGCCGUCUCGAUAGGUGAGUUUGAGCUCCUCGAGGCUUCUCUCGACGGAGUUCAAUCUCCAUUACGGACGUGCAUCCAGUCUCUUCUCCUGAUUCAUCUUAUAGAACUCCACCCAACGACUCCUGAAAUGGAGUUUGUCAAUGAAAUGAUUAAAGGCGAUCACAUUUCAUCCCCGAGCGAAGAAGAAAUGGAAUGCAAAGCGGCCGUUGUUACAGUUAAGAAAAGCGUUGCGCAGCGAGUUCAGAAGAUUGUUUCCGAGAAUGCUUCGGUCGAGAGAAGAUCUAGUGCGAGGUUGCGAAACCGACCUGAAAACAAGCGACCCUAUUAUGGUCAUAGCAGUAGUGAGGAUGUGAAAGACGAUGGUAGCAGGAAAAAUACAAAACUUCGUAAAAGAAGAGAACUGGAAUAUGAUGUCGUUGAAGAGACUGAAUGCUGUAAAACUGGUCCGGUGCUUGAACGGUUGGGUGAAGUGAAGGUUUAUGCCGAUGCCACAUGUGGCGAAGACGUUCAGAAAAUGGAUGAACGUGGUGAUCACAAUCCUACGGAUGCAGUGGGAAAAAGUGCUUAUGCUAGGGUGAAGGAGACCUUGAGGAUGUUUAAUACCCAUUAUCUUCAUUUUGUCCAGGAAGAAGAAAAGAGGUGCAGGAAAGAUGAAGUUGAUGCAAAGAAAGUUGCUCGAGGUUCAAAAUCUGAGAGUGUCCAGCGAGGGAAUGCGUCUGAAGAGGAUACCAAGCGUUCUUCCAAACGACCUGAUUUGAAGGCAAUAUCCAAGAUGAUGGAGACAAAUGCUGUUUUAUACCGUGGAAAAAGAUUUGGUCACCUUCCAGGCAUUGAUGUUGGGUAUCAAUUCUUUUCUAGAGCUGCAAUGGUUGCUAUAGGUUUUCAUAGCCAUUGGCUGAAUGGAAUUGAUUUCAUGGGACAAUCAUACAAGAAGAUGAAGGAAUACAGUGGUUACACAUUCCCACUUGCUGUAGCAAUUGUUUUGUCAGGGCAAUAUGAAGAUGACCUUGACAACUCUGAGGAUGUUGUAUAUACUGGUCAAGGUGGGAACAAUUUACUUGGUAAUAAGCGUCAAGUCAAGGAUCAAGUCAUGGAACGUGGUAAUCUGGCACUUAAGAAUAGUUUGGAACAAUGUGUGCCUGUUAGAGUCAUCCGUGGGCAUGAAUCUACAAGUAGUUACUGUGGAAAAGUGUACACAUAUGAUGGUUUAUACAAGGGACUCUCUUGUAAAAGCAAAUUGAAGACCCAGAAAGUGGAUGGUGAAUCACUGGACCAUCUAUUUAUGCAUUAUCUGCUAGAUUAUUUGGUCAUUUGAUGCACCUUUUUUAUCAUAUUCGAUAUCAUAUAAUCAUGUAAGCCAAAUUUUGUGAGAUACUGAGAUGGGGGUGGGUGUGGGGUUUAUGGGUGGUGGUGAAGAGUGAGGGUUGUGUAUUUUGGAGAAUAGUACUUUUGCAAAUCUGUACAUGCAUUUGGAUGGAACAAAGGACAAGGGAGUGUAGCAAUAAGUCAAUAUUAUAUGAGUGGUUGUAGACAAAAUUAGGCGGCUUUUCCCUCCUUUCCUUUAUAAGGGAUUUCUGUAAUUAAAUAGUUCAAUGGAAUAGUACUUUCUGGUUUGACUGCUGAUUA
Messenger RNA from Macadamia integrifolia, 1812 nucleotides. Its product is annotated as histone-lysine N-methyltransferase, H3 lysine-9 specific SUVH4-like. The coding region runs from base 314 to 1501 and encodes 395 amino acids. The transcript has 8 exons. The record is from RefSeq and is a predicted model, not a curated record. Lineage: Eukaryota; Viridiplantae; Streptophyta; Magnoliopsida; Proteales; Proteaceae.